GGCUUAUUGAUACACUGUAUGUUCAGUAUUUAAAUGAAAUACCACUAAGAGUUUGUAGCAACUUGAAAGAGACAGCACAGUUGCGGUAUUUAUACCCCUCAAUCGUUAAGCGUGCGAGAGACAUUGACAUUACCUGGGGACUGCUUUCUAACCAAUGUCUUUUCCUGUAAUUCUUAAGGCAUAUUUGAAGCCUAUCAAUCUGUUCUCUGCAUUUUAGUGAAGUGAUGGUGGCUCGGGUCAGCAGCAGAGUGUUUUAGUGUUCCUUCACUUCUCUCCACUGUCUUUAUCCUCCCAGUAUUACUACUGACAUCCCCUCUUUAUCUAAUUGUCAUCUUCCUUCUUGUUAUUACGGCCCACAUUCUCAAAGUAUCGAGUUUUCUAAUUCUUACUAAAAUUCACAGGAACCAAGUUCUGAAACAACAACUCAAAAAGAUCUAAGUGUGUUGAAGAUUUCAGCCUGUGUGUUCAAAUACAUUCAAAGUUAAGAUACCUGAAGGAUAAGUACUAUGGAAGUGCAGCAGUAAUUGAAAGGUCAAUGGGCAGCUUUGAUCAAGAGGCAUGGCGCACAUACUAAAGACCCUCAACAGCUGGUUCUGGUGGGAGAAUAUCUGGAUGCCUGUCAAUGUCACAUGGGCACAUUUUGUAGACCGUGAUGGACUUGUCUUUCCAAAACCACAUCAAUUAUAUGCCACAAUACCCUAUGCUUUUGUGUUGCUGAUUAUCCGAUUCUUCAGUGAAAGAUGGAUUGCUUCUGCAGCUGGAAUCUUAUGGGACAGGCGGAGAUAUGUUGCUAUACCUCUAGCAAAAGCCUUAGGUAUAAAGAAUGUAAGACGUGUGAAGCCACAGCCUAAUCCUGUUUUAGAGAGUUAUUUCCGGGAGUGCUCAAAACAUCCAUCCCAAUCAGACAUUCAAGGCCUUGCGAAAAAGUGCAACUGUACAGUCCGUUUGGUGGAGAAGUGGUUUAGGAGGCGGCGAAACCUUGAGAUUCCAACAGUGCUUCGAAAAUUCCAGGAAGCUUUCUGGCGAUUUUCAUUCUAUCUUACAUCCUCCAUUGCUGGAUUUAUAUUUCUGUAUGAUAAACCUUGGUUUUACGACAUAUGGCAGACGUGGGUUGGCUACCCGUUUCAGACUCUGCUGCCAUCCCAGUAUUGGUACUACAUGGCUGAGAUUAGUUUUUACUGGUCUCUUUUAUUUACACUUGGGAUUGACAACAAGAGAAAGGAUUUUCUGGCUCAUGUCGUUCACCACUUGGCAGCCAUUGGGUUGAUGAGUGGCUCUUGGUGUGGCAAUUACGUGCGUCUUGGAACACUGGUGAUGUUUGUGCAUGAUACUGCAGAUUUCUGGCUCGAGGCAGCCAAAAUGUUUAAUUACGCUCACUGGGAGAAAACCUGCAAUAUGCUCUUUAUCAUCUUUUCUAUUGCAUUCUUCAUCACAAGAAUCAUCCUGUUCCCCUUCUGGAUACUUCGUGCCACAUUGUAUCAGCCUACAUACUACUCCACGACUCCUGUCAUAGCAUAUUUUUUAUUCAAUGGGCAGCUAUUGAUCCUCCAAGGCUUGCAUUUAUAUUGGGGUUACUUAAUUUUCAAGAUUUUGAAAAGGUUCAUUUUCUUAAAGGACUUGAAAGAUGACCGGAGUGAUGAAGAGGAAGAAGAUUCUGUUACAGACAAUGAAGAGGAGUCCACAAAGAUCUGCAACAAGAACGGCUGUGGGUCAAGCAAACAUCUCCUAAACAGCAGUCACCACUAGCCCCCUCCUGCCUCACCUCCUGCGGUGAUUCCUGCUCUGGUUUUAACCCAACCUACAGGAUAGGAUUUAAGUCAAAAGGCUUAUGAGAGACUGUGAUUGAUUUAUUGUUGGCUACUGGACCUGGAAAAAAGCCCAGGUUAGAGGGGAGGAAAAAAUUGCAUAACAUGACAAAACGUGUUAAUGACCCACUUUCUGAAUCGUUGCUAAGGGUUUGGAAAGACGUUUGGACACACUGACUGACAGUGCUCAACAAGAGAGUGUCAGAUCAUUUAGUGUCCCAUUGAUUCUAAUGUUGUUUUUCAGUCUGGUAUAAGAUAUAUUUCACCAAGCAGUUUAAUUCACAGAUGUUUUGUGGUAGGUAGGUAGCGUGAACUCCACUAGGAACCAAAAUUACUCAGUGUGGGAAAAAUUUGACAGUGGUGUACAGUUACUAGCGUUUUUGUCUUUAAACCCUCAUUAAAAUGGCUGGGUUUUGUGAGUUAGAUUUCAUUUCGUGGAGGCCAGCAGAACCUAACAUGGAGGAAGUCAGAUUACUUGCCUGUGAAGAGCUGGCUUCACUGCAGAAAUAUAGGCUUUCCAAAAUACACUGUAUGAUAGAUAGCUCAAAUAUUGUGUUCUAAGAUCUACCUGCCAAGGAAGACACUGUUAAAAUAACAAAACUCAGCCCCGAUUCUCCACUGAGCUCCAGGUUUCACAAAUGCCUUCGUCUCAGUCAUUUUGGCCCAGUGUUAGAACAGAAGGUGCAGUGGGGAGGGAAGAUAGUGAAUGAAGAUUGGGUCUUCUUACAGGUUCUUUUGCACUUCUUAUUUUUCUUCAAAACUGCUGAACACCCUCUGCCUCUGACACAUCUACAGCCCAGGAGAUUAAAAAUAAAUCUCAUCCAUUCCCUUCUUGUGAGCUUGUCUCCCACAGCAGCAUGGGAUGACUGUCUGCUCGGAAGCAAGUCCGCUAAAUUCUGUUUUGUGGUUCCUGCAUGUUUACUGCGUGCAUCUGGUCAAUGGGGGAGUAUGAGGCUAGCAAGGAAUGUCACAUCGUCAGUGCUGUGUAUUCAUUUGAUAUCAGGAUCUGUAUUUCCAUUUCUACUCUUUUUGAAAAUUGGGAAGCACAUCAGCUAGAGCCAGGCUUGGAUGCGAGUAUGUGACUUAGGCCACCUACCAUUGUUCAUGCUGCAAGAAGUGGAGGAACAGUGGGUGUUUUAUCAGCUCCUCUUACCAAAAGUGCCUCUGCCCAAAGUUUGCACUUUUGUUCUAACUCUAGUGCAGUGUGCAGCAGCAUUUUUAGUUUUGGGGCUUUCCAAGGAGAGCCUGGGCCUUUUAAACAGGGUGGUACCAGUCUCAUUUCCAGAUGCAUUUAGCUCACAAGGUCACAAAUGUUUGUGCGGUAAGUUUUAGAGGUGAGAGGUUCUCGUGUGGUCCCUACAGUAGCUGAGAUCAUCUGGUGAACUAAAUCCAGUCUCUUGAUGGAGACCAGGGGGACCACUGCAUAAACAGCCCCAGUGCGGAGCUCGUGGUUCGGAAAGGCUCCUUUCCCCUUAAGGCUGCUCAGGCAGGAAUUUGGUGACCUAUGGGAAGCACUAUGCGACUGACUUGUUUUCCUAAGAUUUCUUUGGCAAAGGGAGAUAUAAUUCAGCAACUGAAGCAUUUGAAAGAACGGGAAAUGUUUGGGAUCUGAGAUAGGAAGACAGAAGUGUUUUCUGUGCAGUUAUAAGAAACUCUAGGAGUACUUUGUUACAGAGGCUGGUAGUAUGCAAAUAUCUACGUACAAUCUGUUGAACUAGGCUGUGUUUGAUUUUUGAUGUAUAUUUUGGACCAUGUAAUACCCCAAACGUUCAUGUUGUACCACAAAGAGAAUUGCACUGAGAAAGGAGCAUGGCCUAUAGCUUCUGAGAAGGAUGGGGAAACACGCAGCGGUGGGACAGGACUCCUGACCCUGUGGUUGUAGUUCAGUAGGGCUGCGCAGGCAGAAUUCCCUCAGUAGUUGUUGUAUAGCAGUGUGUUUCCUUACAUAGCUGUAGAGAAUACUUUAAAUACUGCAGCGUGGAUUUAUUGGAAGUGUAAGUACUUAUUACAUCAUCUAAGGCAACUGGUGAGCUUGGCAGGGUCACGGUUGCUUAUCGGGGCCUGUUUAUUGUCUGCACGAAGAGAACUGGCCUUUCCUAACAAAAUGUAGAAGCCCGACGUCUUGGAGGCUUUACGCCCCCUUUGAGAGCAGUGGAGACAACGAUGCUUUCUACAAGACACGGCGGGGUUUUGGGAGAUGGCCAGGGUAGUAUCACUUGAUUUUGGUGCCAGAGAGCUUUCCUGCUAUGACUAGGAAAGGAAUUCAGGAAAGGAAACACGAAGAGUGAUGUUGUCACAGGAGCGAGCCUCUGAACAACUACUGAGUCUUAAACUAGAAUUUAUAGUCUCGUUGAGGCCAAAUCUUGCCCUUCUUACUCGAACAAGUCUCCCACUGAAGCCAAUUAACUCUACUGGAGUUUUGCCUAGGAAAAAUUUUGGUUUGCAGUUAUCCAACCUAAUUACAAGACCCGUUGUUUUAAACUGAUGUGAAACUAGGGUCUUAAAGGAAGAGUAAACUGUAGAUUAAAUACAUUAAAACGUAAAAUGUUGAGGCAAAUUUUGGGCGCAUACAGAAGAAUAUUGAAGAAAAUAAUGUCCUGAAGGUGAAGACUAAGUCUAAGCACAGUGAACAACCAAAUAACUACAUCAUAUGGGAGUAAGGUAUAUGGAAGGAAUGAAGCAAGGCCGUGGAAGGCCCUGCCAGGGGUUACUGUCAUGGCCAACCAAAGUCAUAAGGCCUAAAAAUUCUGAACGUAAACCACUGGGUACUGGCGAUGAAAACCCACAGCACAGAAAGAAGUGGGGACAGAUUGUCAGAGAGGGACCGGACACGCCCUGUGUUAGCAUUGGAUUUGUCAUUCCUGAAGUUACAUGCGUUUCAUUUUCCACUUUUUCUUGUUUCUGACUUUCUAUCAGGAAGCUGAGGUCAUGGAGAACACAAUUCAUGCUAAAGAAAUUAUGUCAUGGUGCUUCAAGAUUUUCAGUCUAUUCAAAGCCCUUAACAUUUUUUUUAACGUUAUCAUGAGAAGAGUGUCAGAAUGCAAGUGCAGAACAAUCGUAGGUAACGCAUAGGAGCAUGACAGACACUAAUGCGUUAUGUUGACCAUUUCACCAAACAGGUCCUGGCUUAGCACUUGGACACUGCGCAUCUGGUUUUGCUAUCUCACGUUGACCGUGCCAAAACAUUUAUGAGAGAAUUAUAGAAUGAAAAUGAAAUCUUAGUCCAUUAUAAUCAGCGGAAAUUUCUCUGUUCCAUUUAAUUCCUCUGAAUUUUAUUCAGGCCCUCCUGUCCGUGUAUUCUGUGCUGCCUCUGUACUUGUUUACUACAUAGAUUUACCAAUCUACUCUGGAUUUGAUUUACAGAUCUCCUUCACUCCACAGAACUCAUUUUGUCAAUUUGUAUCAUUCAGUAUAAUUAUUUUUUUUUUUUUUUUUUUUUUUUUUGUUCUUAAUGCCACUGAAUUUGUCUGGUCAG
Molecule: messenger RNA, 5280 nt
Organism: Egretta garzetta (little egret)
Lineage: Eukaryota; Metazoa; Chordata; Aves; Pelecaniformes; Ardeidae
Gene: CERS3
Product: ceramide synthase 3
Exons: 13
Coding region: 559-1746 (395 amino acids)
Biological process (GO): ceramide biosynthetic process
Cellular component (GO): membrane
Molecular function (GO): sphingosine N-acyltransferase activity; DNA binding
Source: RefSeq, a predicted model, not a curated record